ACGAAUACGAUGAUAGGGCAAUUUGGUCAUUUUACAUUUUUCACAGUGUGAGCACAAAACGCAACACAAGUGCCUUGCUCGUUCACAUUUCUGUGUCCAUCUCCCUCUCCGUCUCUCAAAAUCUAGCCCUCUCUGUACAGGAUCGCGAAUACUAUUUUGUUGAAGAUUCCAUCUGGUUUCCUGAAGCUUUACAAUCCUGAAUUUGCUCUCGAAGGUGCUUGAAGAAGUGAUUACAUUUUCUGCCGAUUUGAAUUUUUGGUUCAAUUGGCAGAAACUAUAACAAGAUGGUCACAAUACACCGCAGUGGAGGUAGUAGGAAAACACAUGAUGGUGCCAAGAUUGUUGUGACCGCAAUUCUGGGAGUUGUUUUUGGAUUUUUUGUUGGUAUAUCCUUUCCAUCAGUUUCCUUUGAUAAGAUUCACUUACCUUCAGGCAUUAUUUCGUCUUUUGAUCUGGCCUUGACUAAUAAAAACAGAGCUACAAGAAGCAGUCCUCUUGCGAAUGAUGAAUCAGGAAAUGGUCCUAAGCUAUCCAAGAUUUAUGUCCCAACAAAUCCACGUGGUGCAGAAUUGUUACCUCCAGGGAUUGUAGUUCCAGAAACUGACCUCUACCUGCGUAGACUAUGGGGUGACCCCAGUGAAGAUCUAAAGAAGAAGCCAAAGUACCUAGUAACAUUUACUGUAGGUUAUGAUCAGAGGAACAAUAUAAAUGCAGCAGUUAAAAAGUUUUCUGAAGAUUUUCAGAUUCUGCUCUUCCAUUAUGAUGGUCGGACAACUGAAUGGGACGAAUUUGAGUGGUCAAGGAGUGCAAUCCAUAUUAGCACGAGGAGACAAACAAAGUGGUGGUAUGCAAAAAGGUUUUUGCAUCCUGAUGUUGUGGCAGCUUAUGAAUAUAUUUUUAUAUGGGAUGAAGAUCUUGGUGUGGAACAUUUUAAUGGGGAAAAGUAUAUUGAAUUGGUUAAAAAACAUGGCCUUGAGAUAUCACAACCAGGUCUUGAACCCAACAAUGGACUGACAUGGCAGAUGACAAAGAGAAGAGGUGACAGGGAGGUGCACAAGAUUACAGAAGAGAAACCAGGCUGGUGCAGUGACCCACUUUUGCCUCCAUGUGCCGCCUUCGUGGAAAUUAUGGCCCCUGUAUUUUCUCGGGAUGCGUGGCGUUGUGUGUGGCAUAUGAUUCAGAAUGAUUUGGUGCAUGGAUGGGGCUUGGAUUUUGCUCUUAGAAGAUGUAUGGAGCCUGCCCAUGAGAAAAUUGGAGUGGUUGAUUCACAGUGGAUCAUUCAUCAAGUAAUUCCUUCUCUAGGUGGCCAGGGGAAGGGAGAGAAGGGGAAAGCCCCGUGGGAGGGGGUGAGAGAACGGUGCAGAAGCGAGUGGUCCUUAUUCCAGAAUCGACUUGCUAAUGCAGACCGGGCAUAUCUGUCUCACACCAGGAAGGGGUAAUCUAUUGUGGACCAAGUGUUGGCUCGAUUUGAACAUCUGCCACGUAGCCUUGAAUGGGUAUCCUACGUCUCGAUUUGAUGUUAACACAGCCUUGAUGCGUCUUUAGAGGCCUGUUCGUCAUGUGGGUUUGAUCGAGGCCGUGGGCUUAUUUUCUAAGCCUCAGUUUGUGUAAUUCAUAGAUAUUCGUAGUUAUAGAUGAGAGAGAGGAGAGUUUUAUGUGUCUCCCCAAAUUGUUUUGUCUUGUAUACUCGCUUUGCUGUAUUGGAGGGCAUAUUUGAGCAAAGAUGAAUGGUGUCUUCAAUUAUAUUCUUUUACCGGAAUUCGAAACUGCUGGUGUGAUCUUCCAAUAUGUUGACAUUUUUUUUAACCAA
Molecule: messenger RNA, 1810 nt
Organism: Tripterygium wilfordii
Lineage: Eukaryota; Viridiplantae; Streptophyta; Magnoliopsida; Celastrales; Celastraceae
Exons: 15
Coding region: 285-1439 (384 amino acids)
Source: RefSeq, a predicted model, not a curated record